This is a messenger RNA of Fusarium verticillioides 7600, 2774 nucleotides long. Its product is annotated as nucleoside-diphosphate kinase. Gene Ontology annotation, biological process: CTP biosynthetic process; UTP biosynthetic process; GTP biosynthetic process. The record is from RefSeq and is a predicted model, not a curated record. Lineage: Eukaryota; Fungi; Ascomycota; Sordariomycetes; Hypocreales; Nectriaceae. The transcript has 8 exons. The coding region runs from base 1240 to 1956 and encodes 238 amino acids. Gene Ontology annotation, molecular function: nucleoside diphosphate kinase activity.
CUUGACGUGUGAGUUACCAUCACGCCGGAAGUCGAUUUCGAAAGGCGAAAACUUGAUGAUGGCUUCCUGCUUGGCCUUGGGUCCAUAUUUGAUAUUGAUCUGAGACUUAUCUUGGAAUGCAAGUUGCGCCUCCUUGUCAAGGUCCAAACCACCAACAAGAACCCAGUCGUCCGCCUCGUUGUAUCUUUCCUUUCGGACAGGGCUAUCGUCUCGCAAGACCACAUCUUUGUUGCGUCGCUUCUCUUCGUCCAUUGUGACUCGGGCGGCACCAGACUUGAGGAAUGAAAUUGUAAGGGGCAGGCGGACGGUCUCUCCAUGGCUAUUGAUGGUCUUGACAACCACGGCCUGCAAUUUUCCAUCCUCAAAAACUGUCGAAUCGGCUGAGAUCUCAUAUGGGGCUUUCCAGUUUGAACCUUGGGCAACAGCGUUGUCGGCAUAGGCGCGAUUUCGUUUGCAGAAGCCGGAUUGGUCACAUUUCUUGAAGUCCUUGUCUUUCACGGCAACUGGGAAGACUCACGUAAAUGUGCCUAGUAGCAGCAAUAGCGCCGUCCAGCGAAAGGACGACGCCGUAUUCGACUUCAUGAUGUUGAGACGGUCAGGAACCAGAGCUCAAGUAUGAAGAAAUGAAUAAACGAGAAAAUGGUCAAUUAAAAUGAAAAAAUGCGGAGGCAUCAGAUAUGGUCCUCUGGCCUAUAUCCUCUGUCCAGUCGCUGGUUUAAGAGAAUGUUAUUGUUGUUUAUGCUGGGAUAACCUCAGCUUUGAUGAUGUCGAAGUCAAGUCAAGCUGUCCCUAAGCUCCCCUGUGAAACUCCAUUCCGGAUUGGGGUUGGUUUCAGACGCAGGGGAGUGGAUACCUAAAUGGCGGGGCAGCUUCGAUAAAAGAUUAGACCCGUUAACCAAACAUUUCAGUUCUCGAUUUCUGAGCUCAGCUUUCGCGUUGGAUGCACUGUAAGAAGCUCUUUUUGAUGCAGGUACAGUUCGUUUACGCGCUUUGAGUUUUGUAAGUAAAGAAGUUUCGCUACUCUUCAAGUUCCUCUUUUAUGAAUUCUGUUUGAGUAUGAACUAUGUUAACUCUUAUAGUAUCGCUUUCCUGUCUUUUUCUCUAAUCCUCUAAUCCUCUCCGUACUCCUGUUUUCUUGUUCAGUACCUAAUUUAUAUCUGUCCUCGACAACUAGUUAAAUCACGUGUCCGUGUGAAUUCUCCAGAUCUCGCACCCAAGACCCCUCAACGCCAGCUCAUCAUGGCUGUAGAGGAGCCCCGCCAACGUGAAGACCCCGCCGCCAGCGGCAAGAAUUGGAAGCAACAGCAGGGACGGAGAAGUGCGGAAAAUCUGGCCCCGCGAUUUUUUGCUCUUCUCUUCGCCCUCCUCGCCCUUUAUAUCCUCUUUUCACCGCCUUCUUCAGGCCUUUCCCCUCCAGUCGAUCCCUCCUCUACCUCUACUUCUUACUCUGUUCCUACAUCUCAAGUCAUACCAGACAAGAAUAUCGCCAAAAUGUCCUCCUCCGAGCAGACCUUCAUCGCUAUCAAGCCCGACGGUGUCCAGCGUGGCCUCGUUGGUCCCAUCAUCUCUCGAUUCGAGAACCGAGGCUUCAAGCUUGCUGCCAUCAAGCUCGUCACCCCCGGCAAGGAGCACCUCGAGAAGCACUAUGCCGAUCUCGCUGGCAAGCCCUUCUUCCCUGGUCUGAUUGAGUACAUGAACUCUGGCCCCAUCUGCGCCAUGGUCUGGGAGGGCCGUGAUGCUGUCAAGACUGGCCGUGCCAUCCUCGGUGCCACCAACCCCCUUGCCUCUUCCCCCGGUACCAUCCGUGGUGACUACGCCAUCGAUGUCGGCCGCAACGUCUGCCACGGCUCCGACUCGGUCGAGAACGCCCAGAAGGAGAUUGCUCUCUGGUUCAAGGAGGGCGAGGUCGUCUCCUGGAAGUCCGCCCAGUUCAACUGGGUCUACGAGAAGGCUUAAAUUUUCGAUGUUGUAACGCCCUGAAUGACGGAGUGGAAAAAGCACAUACAAGUGGGAUGAGUUCAUCUCUGUGGGUAUAACAAAAAUCAAGACAGAAAAUCUUCUCAAACCCUUCGUGCUCGAUUUCAAAGUGACUUAAGGUUUGCUUGUGAAUAUUCCUUUGGCUCUCAUGAGUAUCCCGGCAAACCAUGGCGUAGCCCAUACACUGCCGAUGAUACGAACCGGCAGUAAAGCCUUAGUGAUUGCGUACGCGAGAGCAACUUCAACUACCACUUUGUACCGCCCAUCUCCACGAUGCCAGCGCUCCACGGCGUCCUCAGAUUUGGAGUCCGGGUGUGUUGUAGCCGCAUUUGAGGCCUCGCCGUCUUCGUUCUGACCGAAACCAAACCACCCCUUACGUGUGAAGUACCUCUCAAAUCGGCCAACUCCAUCUUCGACAUAGCUUCCAAAGUGGCCCGUUACGUAUUCCACUGGCACAUAAUUGGUGUAAUGAAAAAGACCAAAUAGCCCUAGCACCGGCACAAUCGCUGUAAUUUCGUGGAGGAUCAAGAAUGAAACAAUGUGCGAGACUGGAGCGUUGCGUAAACCGCUGGUAUAUCUUUGUAAACGUCGAGGCAGCUUAGAUGUGAUGCGAUCGAUGCGGGAAGCUUGGGUUGACUCAGCGCGAGGAUAUGAGGUGUUGAUGUGCGGGGGAGCGCGAGCACGGAGGCUAGGGCGGCAAUUGAAAAUUUUGAAGUUGCGACGCAUAUUGAGAUUAGAUAUCCAAGCUUAGGUGAGGUGCUUUAUUGGUAGCGUUGAGUAAAUCGAGGGUUUCGACA